AUGCCAUCAUUCAUUGAAGUCCAAUACUUUAGUGCGCCAUCCAGCACCACCAACUCAAACGAACAAGAGAGUGCUUCUAUCAUUCACCAAGCUACGAAGGCAGUCCAAGAUGUGAAAGGUGAUUUUAAGUUCAGCCUUGGCACACAUGUCAAGGAGAAUGAUGUGAUUCAGUUCACAGCUGAAUGGACUGACGGCAGAAGCUACGCCGAUGUCCAAAACUCAUCGGAAUAUAAAGCCGUCACCGAAAAGUUGCAAAGUACUCUUGGAACUCCCAAGUCCAUCUUUCACGUCGAGCUGAGCCGACGAGCAUUCGGACCCGGCGGACCACUCACAGGAGCAGUCGUUGAAUACGUCCAAGCCUACUACCCAGUCUCGCAAGCGACACCAGAAUUUCAAAAAGAUCUAGGGGUUGAUUUCUUGAGGUUCGAAAAGAUCUUUCAAAGAGAUGGACCAAACGGCCCGGAUUUGGCUUAUGGUUGGGUUGUCGAAGAGCAGGAACAUGAAAGUGUUCAGGGUGAAAAGACCAAAUGUUGGUUUAUCGCCAGGCGUUGGGAGAGCAUGGCCGAUUUUGAACGAGCUAUGCAGACUCAGGCGUUUAAAGAUGCAUUUCCUAUUCUCAUGGCGUGGCAGGCUAAUUUCAAGAUGUGGCACGUUGAACAGAGGUCAUAG
Glarea lozoyensis ATCC 20868 is the source of this 669-nucleotide messenger RNA. RefSeq lists its product as uncharacterized. The transcript has 2 exons. The record is from RefSeq and is a predicted model, not a curated record. Lineage: Eukaryota; Fungi; Ascomycota; Leotiomycetes; Helotiales; Helotiaceae. Bases 1 to 669 code for a protein of 222 amino acids.